This is a messenger RNA of Amborella trichopoda, 2441 nucleotides long. Its product is annotated as pentatricopeptide repeat-containing protein At5g19020, mitochondrial-like. NCBI's taxonomy places the organism in Eukaryota, Viridiplantae, Streptophyta, Magnoliopsida, Amborellales, Amborellaceae. Gene Ontology annotation, molecular function: protein binding; RNA binding. The record is from RefSeq and is a predicted model, not a curated record. Gene Ontology annotation, biological process: RNA modification.
AUGCGUAAUGUGCUCCGCGGCCGCUCUCGCUGCUCCCCUCUUUCUCUCUCUUCGCUCUCUCUCUCUUCCCAACCCUGCUCGCUUUCUCUCUCUUCCCCACCUUGUUUCUCUCUCUCUACACAUACCCACAUCCCUUGCAGGGCCUUCACUAAACCAGAAGCUCCAUCGCCAUGGCCACUUCUUCUUCAAGCUUGUUUCGAAGCCAGUGCCUGUCUUCCGGCCAAAUCCAUCCAUUGCCGCUUCAUAGUGAGCGGCUCUGCCAUACCCCACUUCUCAGUAAGAUAUCUCUUGCUCAUCUACAGUGAGCUUGGAUCUGUUUCAGAAGCUACCCAUGUCUUUAACAGCAUUUCUAGGGUUUCUGCGACCUCCCUGAAUGCCCUUCUCUCUCUCUACUCCAAGCUUGGCAUGUCAAAAGAAGCCCGCCAAUUUUUUGAGAAAUACCCAUAUCAUAGAAACACCAUUACCUGGAACUUGAUGCUCAAAUCUUACAAAGGAGACCAUACGAUUCACAAUGCUAGAGAUUUGUUCAAUGGAAUGCCUCACAGAGAUGUUGUAUCAUGGAACACCAUGCUUGCUAUUUAUCAUCAAUAUGGUGAUCCAAACAUGGUCUCAAUACUCUUUGUAGAGAUGCGGAGAGCCGGUUUUAGACCAACUGAAUUCACCUUCUCUACUGUGAUUAGUUCAAUUCGUUCAAAUGGGUCUUUUCUGAACUUGGUUUUGCAGCUUCAUUGCUCUGUAAUUUGCAGUGGGUUUGAGCCCAAUUUGUUCAUUGGGUCUUCUCUGAUCAAGGCAUACUGUGGUUCUGGGGAUUUUGUAGGGGCUCGAAACGUGUUUGACGAAAUUCCUCAUAGAAAUUCAGCAUUUUGGAAUGCCAUGAUCUUUGGUUACCUCUGCAACAAAAUGUUUCAUCCUGCUCGCCUUCUAUUUGACAGAAUGCCCCAGGAGAUGAGGAGCGUGUUUUCAUGGACUGCUAUGAUCAGUGGGCUCGAGCAAAGUGGGCAAUUUGAAGCAGCAUUGUGUUUGUUUCAUCAAAUGCUCGAAGAGAGAGAAGCAACAGGCAUCCAACCAAACCCAUGCACUUAUUCUAGUGUUCUUAGUGCCUGUGCUGGUUGUUGCUCUCUCUUAACCGGUAAAAAGCUUCACGCCAUGGUUUUAAGGUAUUGUGAUCCCAUUGAUAUUGUCCUUUCUAGCUCACUAAUUGAUAUGUACUCAAAAUGUGGGUGCAUGGCCAGUGCAUCACACGUCUUCAAUUCGAUGAGAGAGAAGAAUUUGGUCUCCUGGAACGCAAUAAUAGGAGGCUAUGCAAACCAUGGGGAUGGCUCCAAAGCCUUAGAAUUGUUCAGAGAGAUGCAAAUUGAAGGGAUUAAACCUGAUCAUGUUACCUUAAUUGCAGUGCUAUCAAGUUGUAGACAUGUAGGCUUAGUAGAAGAUGGCAUAAGAUACUUUGAAGAGAUGGAAUCAGUUCACAAAAUUAAAGCAAGGAUUGAGCAUUAUGGGUGCAUGGUCGAUCUUUUGGGGCGAGCUGGGAGGCUUAAAGAGGUGGAGAAGAUGAUUACAGAUAUGCCAUUUGAGGCUGAUAUACCGAUUUUGGGUGCUUUUCUUGGAGCUUGUUGUGUGCACUCUAACAUGGAACUUGGGGUUUAUGCAGCUGAGAAGUUGUUUGAAUUGGCGCCUCACCAUCCUGCUAUAUAUCUCAUGUUGUCUAAGGUUUAUGCUAGGCUUGGAAAGUGGGUUGAAGUUGGUAGGUUGAGAGAGGUUAUGAGAGAGAUAGGGGCAAUGAAGAACCCUGGAUGCAGCUGGAUUGAAACCAACGGUACGAAAGAAUGGACCCGUAGGGCCUCGAAGGCUCAGCCUGACAUGGGCCAGGUUUGAGGCCCUUCAUAGAGCCUUGUUGUGCUUGGCGAGGCUGGGCUGGGCCGAGCUGUUAGUCUAACGAACUGGGUUUUAGUACCAAGGCCCAAUGGGCCCUUAUGAUAUACCUUUUUGGUCCAAUGUAGCACAAAUGGGGAAGGCCUGGCCUGAUGUGGCCCUGGUUUGAACUCCUUCAUGGGACCUGGCUUGACCUAGCCUGAAUAUAAGCCUCGAUAGCUUGAGUUAACCCGUGUGUACCAAGGCCUGGCCCUCGUUCACCCCUGUCGACAAUGGGUGGCUAAUGGUAAAUGUAGCAAACUGAACAGAAAAAUACAUGUACCAUGAUGUACAGUCCCAAAAUUUUUGGAUUUUAAUCUCUUUCUCCGCCGGAACCCGAAAGGAGAACUUGGAAAUGCUGGAACAAAAAAGGAGAACUUAGAAAUUCCAAGAAAGAAAGAAGUGGGCAAGCAUACUGUAUCAUGAAAAUGAUCUUUCCUUCAAACCACUGAUCCGCCUUGUCCUUUUCAUGUCACUCCAUCAUGCAACUUAUAAUGUAUGUUUUCUAGAAACAUUUUUUUUUGACAAUAAAA